AUGUCAGACUCCAGAGAGAAAAAUGCAAAGGACUGCAUUGAAAUGGGGUUUUUGGUAAAGUACGGUUACCUGGACCAGGACCAUCACACGCACAAUGAGGCGGAAGUCAAGGCGGCUGUCAGGGAUUUUCAGUGGCUCUCCCACCUGCCUGUCACUGGGAGGCUGGACAGUGACACCUUGGACAAGAUGGCGUCACCUCGCUGUGGGGUGAAAGAUGAGGGUGGUCAUGAUGCCUGGGCGCACAGAGUCAAUGCUGUCUUCACUGGAAACCUUGGCAAGGGUGGGCACCACCUUCGAAAGAAACGCUACGCUCAGACAGGGGAGAAAUGGUACAAGCGUCACCUGACCUACCGCGUCAUGAACUGGCCUCGGCACCUUUCCCAGGGUCCCGUGAGGCUGGCGGUGCGCACGGCCUUUGAACUGUGGAGUAACGUGUCGGGUCUGGUGUUUGAGGAGGCCGGCGAGGGUCCGGCUGAUAUCCGGCUGGCCUUCUACGAGGGAGAGCACAACGACGGAAUCGGCAACGCCUUCGACGGCCCAGGCGGUGCUCUGGCACAUGCCUUCUUCCCGUGUCGUGGUGAGGCUCACUUUGACAUGGCAGAGCGGUGGACUCUGAAUGGACAUAAAGGACAUAACCUGUUUCUGGUGACAGCACACGAGAUCGGCCACACGCUGGGACUGGAACAUUCUCCAGUGCGUCACGCCCUCAUGUCACCCUAUUACAAAAAACUGGGCCGCUCUCUACUGCUGAGCUGGGACGAUAUCGCGGCCAUUCAGAAGCUAUAUGGUAAGCCAUCCAGGGGGUCAGUGGUGCAGAUGCCAGGCCAGGCCCUGAGAUGGGCCAUGCAUGACUGGGAGAUGAGUCAGGACUCCACAGAAGGUUCUGGAACUGCCUUGCCUCUCUACUGUCAGGGUCUGUUUGAUGCCAUCACCAUGGACCAAAACCAAACAGUGUUGAUUUUUCGUGGAGGUCUUUUCUGGACUGUGUCAUCUGAAGGGAAUGUGAGCUCAUCCAUCCCUCUCCAGCAGCGUUGGCCUCACCUCCCCUUCGCCAUAGACGCGGCCGCCUUCUCCCCUCUGGACAAAAAGUUAUACUUUUUCAAAGGAAAACGAAUAUGGCGAUACACUGGUACGGAUCUGGACCCUGACUUCCCCAAGAAGACCAGGGAACUAGGCCUGCCCCGACAGCCGGACUGUGCCUUUUUCUACGGCCCCCUGGGUCACAUGAUUGUCUUCAAGGGUUCCCGCUAUUUUGUGCUGAACCUACAGACCCUUCACUCUGAGCCUUAUUACCCUCGACGCUUGGCUGACUGGAAGGGGGUCCCACAGGGAGCCAAUGGGGCCCUGACUCACACAGACGGCAGGCUGUACUUCUUCAGAGAGAGGCGGUACUGGACGUUUGACCCAGGGAAGGUGCGUGUGACUGGGACAGGCCAGUGGGCAGGCAAGCUGCAGUGGACAGGAUGCCAUAAGGUAUCUCCACUGGAGAGUAAUGAUAUACUCUGACCAGCAG
Molecule: messenger RNA, 1513 nt
Organism: Chanos chanos (milkfish)
Lineage: Eukaryota; Metazoa; Chordata; Actinopteri; Gonorynchiformes; Chanidae
Gene: mmp28
Product: matrix metallopeptidase 28
Exons: 8
Coding region: 1-1506 (501 amino acids)
Biological process (GO): proteolysis; collagen catabolic process; extracellular matrix organization
Cellular component (GO): extracellular matrix
Molecular function (GO): zinc ion binding; metalloendopeptidase activity
Source: RefSeq, a predicted model, not a curated record